CCUGCAAGGGAUUGAGUACGUGCGGGCGCUGUUCGUGCUCCUACAAGCGCCCAUGUUCGCCGUGCAAUCCUCGUACACAGUAUUCGCUCACCUCUUACGGCACGUCACUGCUCUUCCUUCCUCUGAUCACCAGCUCCUCGUCGGCUGGUUCAAAACUUUGGAGAUCAAACGCUUCAGUGCCUUGGUCCAGCAUCUCCUGCAGUUCAUAACAGUCCGUCGAUUCCCCCCAGCAGACAUGUCCUUGCCUCCGAUGAGCAAGUCUAAAUGGUGGGUCCCCACUGCGACCAGGGUCCUCGCACUGCUCAAUGUUGCAAACAACACAAGGUCACUACCAUUGAUUCACUACACGGACUUCUACAAUUCAGCCCUGGAUCACUUGGACUUGAUGGAUGAAUACAUGUCCUGGCAGGCCCCUGAACGCCCUGAUAGGUUCUCAUUCUGCCAGUAUCCCUUCAUCCUCUCCAUUGUCGCAAAGCGCUAUAUCCUCACCAAAGAUUCAGAGCAGCAGAUGAUCCUCACUGCAAGGCGUUCUUUAGUUGCCAAAGUAUCGCGUCAUCAAAUCCCGGACAUCGAGGUAUUCUUCCUCAAUAUCAGCGUUCGCAGGGCUCACCUCGUCCCCGAUUCUCUGAGAGAGAUUGGAAGGAGACAGCGGGACCUGAAGAAGAAGUUGAAGGUGACAUUCGAGGGAGAACCCGGGUUGGACAUGGGAGGACUCACCAAAGAAUGGUUUCAACUCCUCAUUCGCCAGCCGGACUACGGGAUGUUCGUAUAUCACUCAAGAUCCAGGUGCUAUUGGUUCAGCCUGAGCCAGAGUGGGAAUCUCCGGGAAUACAACUUGAUAGGAGUCCUCAUGGGAUUAGCUGUGUACAACUCGAUCAUACUGGACCUCCAUUUCCCUCACGUCUGCUACCGGAAGCUCCUUAGCCCUCCUGUGGUCCCCAAUUUCGAAUAUGUCCCCGUAGGACUGGCGCGGGAACCCUCAACAAUCGAUUUGGCCGAGAUCAUGCCUGUGAGCUUCCUUGCAUGUCGUCGUUUUCUAUUACUACUCGCGGAAACAUUUUUCAGCUGCAAAUAUCUUUCCUUCCAGGAGGUGGCUUCGUCUCUCAAAGAUCUCCUAGUGCAUGAAGGGGACGUGGAAGAGGAUUUUUGCAUGUGCUUUCAGGUAUCUGUGGAAGAAUUCGGAAAGGUGAAGACGUAUAACCUGAAGGAAUCAGGGGAUCAGCUACCUGUCACAAAUGAGAACAGGGAAGAGUUCGUGAAGCUGUACCUGGACUUCGUUCUAAAUUCAGGCAUUUACGAACAGUUUCGGGCCUUCUACCUCGGAUUUCACAGUGUCUGUGCCUCCAAUGCACUUAUCAUGUUGCGACCCGAAGAGGUGGAAAUGCUCGUUUGUGGUUCUCCAAACUGUGAUCUAUCGGAAUUGAAGAAGGUCGUCGAGUAUGACGGAUUCACCUCCAGCGACCCCGACAUCUUGGACUUUUGGGAGAUCCUCCUAUCGCUGUCGACGGACUUGCAGAAGAAGUUCCUUCUCUUCACGACCGGGAGUGACCGGAUCCCGGUCGGAGGAAUCUCUGAGAUGACCUUCAAGAUCUCGGCUCAAAGGGAGAGCCUGGACAUGCUUCCCCAGGCUCACACCUGUUUCAAUCAAUUGGUCCUACCGACUUAUAAAAACCGAAACAUAAUGCGCGAGAAACUCACAAUCGCCAUUUCCAAUGCUGAAGGUUUCGGUCUCGAGUGAAUAAAGCUGGGC
Molecule: messenger RNA, 1750 nt
Organism: Darwinula stevensoni
Lineage: Eukaryota; Metazoa; Arthropoda; Ostracoda; Podocopida; Darwinulidae
Source: the annotation of a GenBank genome assembly